Callorhinchus milii (elephant shark) is the source of this 3498-nucleotide messenger RNA. Its product is annotated as myosin-7. Gene Ontology annotation, cellular component: myosin complex. NCBI's taxonomy places the organism in Eukaryota, Metazoa, Chordata, Chondrichthyes, Chimaeriformes, Callorhinchidae. The record is from RefSeq and is a predicted model, not a curated record. Gene Ontology annotation, molecular function: ATP binding; cytoskeletal motor activity; actin filament binding.
AUGUUGCUGAUCACAAACAACCCCUAUGAUUACGCCUUCAUCUCUCAGGGGGAGACAACUGUGGCUUCUAUCGAUGAUAAGGAAGAAUUAAUGGCAACAGAUAGUGCCUUUGAUGUCCUGGGGUUCACCCCGGAUGAGAAGAUUGGGAUCUACAAGUUGACAGGAGCCAUCAUGCACUACGGAAACAUGCGCUUCAAACUGAAGCAGAGAGAGGAGCAGGGGGAGCCCGACGGCACAGAAGAGGCUGACAAAGCAGCUUAUCUCAUGGGCCUGAACUCCGCUGACCUCCUGAAAGGUUUGUGUCAUCCUCGGGUCAAGGUCGGGAAUGAGUACGUGACCAAGGGCCAAAAUGUCCAACAGAUCUCUUAUUCAGUCGGGGCUCUGUCCAAGUCGGUCUACGAGAAGAUGUUCAACUGGAUGGUGGUGAGAAUCAACCAGAGUUUGGAGACCAAACUCCCAAGGCAGUAUUUCAUCGGUGUCUUGGACAUCGCUGGCUUCGAAAUCUUCGACUUUAACAGCUUCGAGCAGCUCUGCAUCAACUUCACCAACGAGAAACUGCAACAGUUUUUCAACCACCACAUGUUUGUGCUGGAGCAGGAAGAGUACAAGAAGGAGGGCAUCGAGUGGGAGUUCAUCGACUUUGGGAUGGACCUUCAGGCCUGUAUCGACCUCAUCGAGAAGCCUAUGGGAAUCAUGUCCAUUCUGGAGGAAGAGUGCAUGUUCCCCAAGGCCAGUGACCAGACCUUCAAGGCCAAACUGUACGACAACCAUCUGGGGAAAUCCAACAACUUCCAGAAGCCUCGUAUAGUGAAGGGAAAGCCUGAGGCCCACUUCGCUCUGGUCCACUAUGCGGGGACAGUGGACUACAAUAUCUCUGGGUGGCUGCAGAAGAAUAAGGACCCUCUGAAUGAGACGGUGGUGGGACUGUACCAGAAAUCCUCCAUGAAGAUCUUGGCCAAUCUCUUCAUAAAUUACGCUGGGGCCGAUUCGGUGUCUGACGCUCCCAAAAAGGGAACGAAGAAGAAGGGAUCAUCGUUUCAGACUGUAUCUGCUCUCCACAGGGAGAACCUCAACAAACUGAUGACGAACCUGAGAUCAACUCAUCCUCAUUUUGUGCGUUGCAUCAUUCCCAAUGAGUCCAAAAUCCCAGGGAUGAUGGACAACGCGUUGGUUAUGCACCAGUUGAGGUGUAAUGGAGUCCUGGAGGGCAUCAGGAUUUGCCGGAAAGGUUUUCCCAACAGGAUUCUGUACGGAGAUUUCAAACAGAGAUACCGUAUCCUGAAUCCUGCUGCUAUCCCGGAGGGACAAUUUAUUGACAGCAAGAAAGGGGCAGAAAAGCUUCUGGGAUCCCUGGACAUCGAUAAGACCCAGUAUCGCUUUGGACACACCAAGGUGUUUUUCAAGGCCGGGCUUCUCGGGCAGUUGGAGGAGUUGAGAGACGAGCGAUUGGCCCGAAUUAUCACCCGGAUCCAGGCUCAGUCUCGCGGUCUCCUCAUGAGGAACGAGUUCAGGAAGAUGGUGGAACGCAGGGAUGCCCUCCUCGUGAUCCAGUGGAAUAUCCGAGCCUUCAUGGGGGUGAAGAACUGGCCUUGGAUGAAGCUCUUCUUCAAGAUCAAACCUCUGCUGAAGUCCGCGGAGACGGAGAAGGAGAUGGCCAACAUGAAGGAGGAAUUCCUGAAGCUGAAGGAGGCCCUGGAAAAAUCCGAGACCCGGAGGAAGGAACUGGAGGAGAAAACCGUCUCCCUCCUCCAGGAGAAGAACGACCUCCUCCUCCAAGUCCAGACGGAACAGGACAACCUGACGGAUGCCGAGGAGCGCUGUGACCAGCUGAUCAAGAACAAGAUCAUGCUGGAGGCCAAGAGCAAGGAACUGACCGAGAGGCUGGACGACGAGGAGGAGAUGAACGCUGAGCUCACCGCCAAGAAGCGCAAGCUGGAGGACGAGUGCUCGGAGCUCAAGAAGGACAUCGAUGACCUGGAGCUCACGCUGGCCAAGGUGGAAAAGGAGAAGCACGCCACCGAGAACAAGGUGAAGAACUUGACCGAGGAGAUGGCCGGGUUGGAUGAGAUCAUCGCCAAGUUGACGAAGGAGAAGAAAGCUCUUCAGGAAGCUCACCAGCAAACACUGGACGAUCUUCAGGCGGAGGAGGACAAGGCCAAUUCCCUGAGCAAAGCUAAGGCCAAACUGGAGCAACAAGUGGACGAUCUGGAGGGCUCCCUGGAGCAGGAGAAGAAAGUGAGGAUGGACCUGGAACGGGCCAAGAGGAAGCUGGAAGGGGAUCUGAAGCUGACGCAGGAGAACGUGAUGGAUUUGGAGAACGACAAACAGCAGAUUGAGGAGAAGCUCAAAAAGAAGGAUUUUGAGAUCAAUAACCUGAACAGUAAGGUUGAGGACGAACAGGCACUGGGUUUGCAACUGCAGAAGAAACUCAAGGAGCUUCAGGCCAGGAUAGAGGAGCUGGAGGAGGAGCUGGAGGCCGAGAGAGCAGCGAGGGCCAAGAUGGAGAAGCAGCGUUCAGACCUGUCCCGGGAGCUGGAGGAGAUCAGCGAGAGGCUGGAGGAGGCCGGUGGGGCCACCUCGGCCCAGGUGGAGAUGAACAAGAAGCGGGAGGCCGAGCUGCAGAAGCUGAGGCGGGACUUCGAGGAGGCCACCCUCCAGCACGAGGCCACCUCGUCCGCCCUCCGCAAGAAGCACGCCGACUCGGUGGCCGAGCUGGGCGAGCAGAUAGACAACCUCCAGAGGGUCAAGCAGAAGCUGGAGAAGGAGAAGAGCGAACUCAAGCUGGAGCUCGACGACGUGGCCUCCAACAUGGAGCACAUCGUCAAGGGCAAGGCAAACUUGGACAAGAUGUGCAGGACUCUGGAAGACCAGUUGAAUGAGUACAGGACGAAGGCCGAGGAAGGCCAGAGGUUAAUUAACGACUUUGCAUCCAGCAAAGCCAAGCUCCAAACCGAGAACGGGGAGCUGAUCAGACAAAUGGAAGAGAAAGAAUCUCUCGUGUCUCAGUUGACUCGUGGAAAGGUCUCCAAUUGCCAACAGAUCGAAGAUUUGAGGAGACAACUGGAGGAGGAAGUGAAGGCUAAGAAUGCUCUAGCUCACGCUGUCCAGUCGGCCCGACACGACGCUGACCUCCUGAGGGAACAGUAUGAGGAGGAGCAGGAGGCCAAGGGGGAGCUGCAGAGGCUCCUGUCCAAGGCCAACUCCGAGGUGGCCACGUGGAGAACCAAGUACGAGACCGACGCCAUCCAGAGGACAGAGGAGCUGGAGGAGGCCAAGAAGAAGUUGGCCCAGAGGCUACAGGAGGCGGAGGAGCAGGUCGAGGCCGUCAAUGCCAAAUGUUCUUCGCUGGAGAAAACCAAACACCGUUUGCAGAACGAGAUCGAGGACCUGAUGAUCGAUGUGGAGAGAUCCAAUGCUGCUGCCGCGGCCCUGGACAAGAAGCAGAGGAACUUUGACAAGGUCCUACAUCUCCUCCGUGUCUCCUUCUCUACAUCUCCU